Molecule: messenger RNA, 404 nt
Organism: Dentiscutata erythropus
Lineage: Eukaryota; Fungi; Glomeromycota; Glomeromycetes; Diversisporales; Gigasporaceae
Source: the annotation of a GenBank genome assembly
ACUCUAUACUUGAUGAUAUUGCAGAUGCACUUGAAGCUCUUGACUUCCUUGACCCUAUGCAAGUUGAUGAGUUUUUGGCAAUUGCUGAAGAAAAUAUCAUUUAUGAAGUUCCUUCGGAUGAUCGAGUUAUUACAGAGCUUGUUAAAACUUUCAGAACUAAUGAUCCGAUUGUUACUGACUUAGAAGAUGCAGACAAUAGCUGUGAGAUACCUAUGGUUAGUGCUAAUGUGACAAAUACAAGUUUGAAGACUGUAUAUACAUUUUUACUUCAGGAGGAAGGUAUAGAAGAAUAUAUCAAUAUCCUAAGAAAAAUUGAAAAUUUUAUUAGAAGAAUAAAGGUAGGCCAAAUGCAACAAAGCAAAAUCGAUCAAUUUUUUUGGAAGAAAUUGAAUAGAAAUUUUUGA